GAGCGUGUAAUAGAGAGAGAGAGAGAGAGAGUGUGUCUGUGAGAAAGUACUGAGACAGCUCAGAGCUCCAGAGUUAACUCUUAAAGUGUGUUUUGUGCGUUUCCUAUUGCUGAUGAAGGUGAUAAUGCAGUUAUGAGCAGAGGGAAAAGCAUGAUUAGUGAAAUUGUUCUCAUGUCCACAUCAGCACUUCGGAUUACUACAGUCGUCUCUUUCUCCAAAAUGUACACCGUGAAUAUGAAAGACGGAAGAAUGGAGGCGUUUUUCUCUGAGACAAUGGAGCAGAUCACCAGCCAGAGGCUUAAUUCAGCAUUCAGCCCAUAAGAAAGUUCCUGGAUUUUCACCAUGAGGAAAAAGACUCACCAUGUCUUGCUGGCCUGCGUGGUGUUCAUCUCCAUCACAAUCUUUUAUCUUAGCCUUACUGCCAUGGAAUGCCCAAAAUCCCAAUCUGGGACCAGUGCUUGGGCUGUAUGGGCAGCUAACCAGCGUCUGGGCAAGAACCUUAAUUACUCACUGCCUCUUCCUAUAGAAUACAGUGAAGACACUCCUCUGAUUUUUGUUGGUGGUGUCCCUCGUAGUGGCACUACUCUAAUGCGAGCAAUGCUGGACGCCCACCCUGAAGUACGCUGUGGAGAGGAGACGCGCGUCAUCCCCCGUUUGUUAGCUAUGCAGGCUAGCUGGAGCCGCUCAUCUCGUGAAAGGACUCGCUUGAUCGAGGCUGGCGUCACCGACGAGGUCCUGGACUCUGCUGUCCGUUCCUUCCUCUUGGAGAUCAUAGUGGGACAUGGUGAACCGGCUCCACGCCUUUGUAACAAAGACCCUUUUGCUCUGAAAUCUCUCUCGUACCUGUCGAAACUUUUUCCACGUGCCAAGUUUGUGUUGAUGCUGCGUGAUGGCCGGGCCACGGUUCAUUCCAUGAUAUCACGCAAGGUUACCAUCACAGGAUUUGAUCUGACAAGUUACCGGGACUGUCUAGUGAAAUGGAACCGUGCAGUGGAGGUCAUGUAUGAACAAUGCCUAGCUGCGGCAGAGGGGAGCUGUCUGCCCAUUCACUAUGAACAACUUGUUCUAAAUCCAGAAAUAGUGAUGCAAAAGCUGCUUCAGUUCCUGGAGUUGUCCUGGGACCAGGGCGUUCUGCACCAUGAGCAGCUGAUUGGAAAAGCUGGAGGAGUAUCAUUAUCUAAAUUGGAACGGUCAACUGACCAAGUUUUCAACCCAGUGAACACAGAAGCCCUGUCCAAGUGGGUGGGACACAUUCCUGAUGAUGUAGUUAAGGACAUGGCUAACAUAGCUCCCAUGCUGACACGCCUGGGAUACGACCCUCUUGCUAACCCUCCAGACUACAGCAAGCCUGAGCUUUUACCCCUGCACAGCAUGUCUCUGAAUAAAGGAGCUAAAGAAAAUACAGAUGCUUAUCAUCUUAGUUAAUCUGUCACGGAGCAUCUUUCAUGUUUCACAAUGAGUCGAAUUCCACCUUUUUUAGGUUUGUAGGUUGAUGGAAUUUGCAGGACGCUCGAACUCAGACUUUGUUGACUGAUGCUGCACAAUCACCAGCUCACUGAUGUUUUGUAUAAAUGAUGUCUGUUUCAUCUGUGAAAUUAUCUCUAUUCAUUUGUUAAAGUGUCUGUCAAUGAAAAUAAAUAUUUAUUUAAAAAAAAUAA
Molecule: messenger RNA, 1658 nt
Organism: Clarias gariepinus (North African catfish)
Lineage: Eukaryota; Metazoa; Chordata; Actinopteri; Siluriformes; Clariidae
Gene: tpst1l
Product: tyrosylprotein sulfotransferase 1, like
Exons: 5
Coding region: 343-1425 (360 amino acids)
Biological process (GO): peptidyl-tyrosine sulfation
Cellular component (GO): Golgi apparatus
Molecular function (GO): protein-tyrosine sulfotransferase activity
Source: RefSeq, a predicted model, not a curated record